This is a messenger RNA of Abrus precatorius (Indian licorice), 390 nucleotides long. RefSeq names its product S-protein homolog 5-like. The record is from RefSeq and is a predicted model, not a curated record. Lineage: Eukaryota; Viridiplantae; Streptophyta; Magnoliopsida; Fabales; Fabaceae. The transcript has a single exon. Bases 1 to 390 code for a protein of 129 amino acids.
AUGUUGAAGGGCUUGGCUGUAUUACUGAUGAUUAUUGCAGCAGAUACAUUGACAGUGGGUGUGCAUGCUCGGAAACAUGUGCGUGUUACGAAUCUCUUGGGUAAGGACGCUGUUCUCUAUCUCCAUUGUCGAUCAAGGGAUGACGAUCUUGGCCUGCAUGUUCUUCGGUUUUUACAGUUCCAAGAAUGGUCCUUCAACAAUAACAUUGGCGGAACAACUCUCUUUUGGUGCUCCUUACAGUGGAACGACAAACAACGGAGCAUUGAAGUUUAUAAUUACGAAAGAGAUAAUAAAGAUUGCAGUUCCUAUUGCUGGCGAUUUCUUGAACCAGAUGGAGCAUAUUUUUACAUAGAGAAUACGAGGCAAUGGGAGCAUAGAUACUCGUGGUAA